Molecule: messenger RNA, 2480 nt
Organism: Chelonia mydas (Green sea turtle)
Lineage: Eukaryota; Metazoa; Chordata; Testudines; Cheloniidae
Product: perilipin-3
Exons: 8
Coding region: 356-1678 (440 amino acids)
Biological process (GO): lipid storage; positive regulation of triglyceride storage
Cellular component (GO): lipid droplet; cytosol
Source: RefSeq, a predicted model, not a curated record
AGCUCUGCUCUAGGAAUUAUUGGGGGUGGGGGCAGAUCUCUGACCUGUGCUAUACAGGAGGUCAGAGUAGAUGAUCACAAUGGCCCCUUUUGCCUUGGAACCUAUGAAUCUAUAAUAUCAGGGCUCCACUAAUACCUGUUGUUUUGUUAAGAUGGCUGAAGGGGAAAAGGUGUUUCCUACAAAGCUACUCAUUGGUCAGGGUGGAGAGCUCUGAUUUCUUUCUGGUGCUGUCUGUCUAGGCCUGCCCUCCGAUGACAUCAGCACUGGUAUAUAAAGCCUGAGCAGCAUUUGUAUACUGUACCAGUGCAGGAUCUGAGAACUGACUGGAGAACCUUGCUGAGCAUUUGGCUUCACCAUGUCUUCUAACGAGAAUGACGUUCAGGAUGCUCCCUCAAAGAGAGGGGAGCAGGAGCAACAGAACUUGGUGAGCAGAGUAGCCGGUCUGCCCUUGGUCAGUGCUGCUUACGACAUGGUCUCCACCACUUACACAUCCAUCAAAGAGACCCAUCCCGUCAUCAGAUCCAUCUGUGAUGUGGCAGAGACUGGAGUGAGGACCAUCACAUCUGCCACAGUCAGUGGGACCCAGCCCAUCCUGGACCAGCAAGAGCCUCAGGAACUGUUAGUAUCAGCCAGUGACUACGCCUGCGAGAGCCUGGACAAACUGGAGGAGAAGCUGCCCGUCCUCCAACAGCCAGAUGACCAGGUGGCCUCUGAUGCCAAAGAGCUAGUAUCAUCCACACAGACGGAUGCCAAGGAUGCCGUCUGCAGCACGGUCACUGAGGCCAAGGAUGCAGUGACCAGCAUGGUGGGCGUGGCCAAAGGGGCUGUCCAGGAGAGCGUGGAGGUGACCAAAUCCGCCGUGACCAGCAGCAUGAGCACAGUGAUGGGCUCCAGCAUGGGGCAGAUAAUCACGAGUGGCGUUGACUUGGUACUUGAAACGUCUGAGUCGUUGGUGGAUCACUACCUCCCAAUGACGGAUGAGGAACUUGCUAAACUCGCAGUAUCCCUGGAGGGGCCUGGAGAGGCUCCUGCAGAGCAGCAGAGUUACUACGUGCGUCUGGGUUCCCUUUCGACCACGCUGCGCCAGCGAGCCUACCAGCACGCCCUGGGCAAGAUGAGACAAGCCAGGCAGCGCACCCUGGAGGCCCUCUCCCAGCUCCAGCUAACCAUUGACCUGAUGGAACAGGCCCUGGGUCAGAAGGCUCAUGAUGGGCAGGAAAAACUGCAGGAGAUAUGGCUGGAGUGGCGCAAGGGCCAGCCAGGAGGCAGUGAGGACAAUGGCUCACCGCAGCCAGAGGAGAUGGUGUCCCAGGCUCUAGCCACUUCCCAUAACCUCAUCCUGCAGGUGUGGACCACCUGUCAUAGCCUCCUGCCCAACAUCCAGGGGCUCCCUGCCACUCUCCAGGAGAACGUCCAGCAAGCCUACCAGAACAUGGGAGAGCUCCAGACUUCCUUCUCCAAUGUCCAAUCCUUCCAGGCGCUGUCUGAGGAUAUCCUGACCCAGACCCAGGAGAAGUUGACCAAAGCCCAGGAGUCCCUGGAUGAGCUGCUGGAAUAUGUGGUGCAGAACACUCCCCUCACAUGGAUUGUGGGACCCUUUGCCCCUGCUGGAGACUCUACUGAGAAGGUGGAGGUACCAGCAGAGGCUGAGAAGGCAGAGGUGCCAGUGGAGGCCUGAAGUAGCGGCUGUAUGGUGAUCUAAUGCAAUACAUCUCACUACUGCUCAAAUGGAGCUUAAUGUUCACAGCUAGAAUAGCCCAGCCAUAGUUGGCUUUGGGAUAGGAGUCUGUUACUUUGCACACCGUAUGUCCGGCUGUCUGCACAUAAUGACUCUGCAAUGUAUAUAAGGCUGUCUAUCUUGUAUUCAAGUCCCUACUUGCUAGAAUACCUCUGAUGCUCUUCCUGGUGAGGUUUGAGUGGGAAUACCACUCUUUGAUGCAGGCCCUAAGAUUUAUGGCCUUAAUGUCUCCCCCAAAGGGAUUGGAGGUCUGCUCCCAUUCCCUUAUUUCAGAGACUCCUGUCUCUGAUCUUUGGAAGCCCUGGUAGGGCUUCCUCUGGCCUGCCUGUUAAGGGUAUAAAAGGAGUGAGGAUGGGACCUGGUCUGCCUUCUGGUCUUCCUGCCCCUGCUGUGCAGACAUCUGACCAGAUAUUGCAGAACCUCACUUUCCUAAAAACAAAAACCCACUUCCCUUUGGAGUACAGCCUUAAGCAUGGAAACUCAAGACAGUGCAUAGUAACUGUCUGUUCUGCAAGUACCAUCUCCUGCUCCACUGCACAUUGCCUUGUUGUGAUGGCUGCUAGCUUUUGUCCUCUUAAUAGCCUUGCAUUGUUGAGGUAUAGAGGCUGGUCUCAUGCUGCUCCCCUGACAAAAUCCAGUGUCUGCCUCUAGAAAGACCCCCGCCCCUCCCCGUGACUGACUUAAGAGUGGAACACAAUGUAAAACAAUUGGCUCUUCCACAAUAAAUACUCAUCUGCAUUCA